This is a messenger RNA of Oncorhynchus keta (chum salmon), 1070 nucleotides long. RefSeq names its product olfactory receptor 11A1-like. The record is from RefSeq and is a predicted model, not a curated record. Gene Ontology annotation, molecular function: olfactory receptor activity; G protein-coupled receptor activity. The transcript is spliced from 2 exons. NCBI's taxonomy places the organism in Eukaryota, Metazoa, Chordata, Actinopteri, Salmoniformes, Salmonidae. Gene Ontology annotation, biological process: G protein-coupled receptor signaling pathway. The coding region runs from base 88 to 1008 and encodes 306 amino acids. Gene Ontology annotation, cellular component: membrane.
UUAACUUAUAUUGAAGUUACAGUACUAUAGAGGAUUUGCUCCUCUUCUUCAAACAUUGACAGCACAUAUUUAACAACUCCCAGGACCAUGGAAAACUCUACUCACUACGAGGUCUUUAGGCUUGCUGCAUACGGUGAUAUCGGACAAUUGAAAUAUUUCUACUUUACUGUAGUGACUGUUUUAUAUCUUGUCAUCAUUCUUGCCAAUACUUUACUUAUUGGAGUUAUCUGCAUUGAAAGAAGCCUUCAUGAACCCAUGUAUCUGUUUCUAUGUGCUUUGUUUGUUAAUCAGUUGUAUGGGAGCACUGGUUUGUUUCCUGCUCUCAUGUUUUACUUGCUGUCUGACACACAUGAUAUUUCCCUUCUCUAUUGUUAUCUCCAGAUUUAUGUGUUGUACACAUAUGCUAUAACAGAAUUUAGUAAUUUAUCAGUUAUGUCCUAUGACAGGUACAUUUGUAUUUGUUAUCCUCUACAGUAUAACAAUAUUAUGACACCUAAAAUAGUUUUGGGCUUAAUUCUACUGCCCUGGGUGUAUUCUUUUUUCAUCAACGCCAUCGUUAUCUCCCUGAGUUUGCGACUGCAAUUUUGUGGUAAUGUUCUAGACAGAGUGUAUUGUGACAACUACUCGAUAGUCAAGCUUGCCUGUUCAAAUACUACACUGAAUAACAUAUGGGGUCUUGUUGGCACUGCGCUUUCUUUUUCUUGUACUAUAUUUCCUACCAUAUACUCAUAUGUAAGAAUUCUACAAAUUUGUUUAAAGUCUUCAAAAGAGACAAAACAGAAAGCAUUUAACACCUGUUUGCCACAUAUAGCCUCUAUGCUGAACUUCUCCUUUGGCUGGUUAUUUGUGAUUCUGCAAGGCAGAUAUGAUACUGCACAUCUUCCACCUAUACUUCGCACUAUUUUAUUAGUUUAUUUUCUAAUAUGUCCACCACUUUUCAAUCCUAUUAUGUAUGGCAUUAGGAUGACUAAAAUCAGGCAGGCUUGUAAAAAGGUAUUGAGGCUUUGACCUAAAACAUAAUCUGAUUGUUAUUUUUUUGGUAAUAAUUAAUUGUGUGUUGCUGCUUUUUU